Aspergillus sclerotioniger CBS 115572 is the source of this 2382-nucleotide messenger RNA. RefSeq names its product heat shock factor family protein. Gene Ontology annotation, biological process: regulation of DNA-templated transcription. Lineage: Eukaryota; Fungi; Ascomycota; Eurotiomycetes; Eurotiales; Aspergillaceae. The transcript is spliced from 2 exons. The record is from RefSeq and is a predicted model, not a curated record. The coding region runs from base 1 to 2382 and encodes 793 amino acids. Gene Ontology annotation, molecular function: sequence-specific DNA binding; DNA-binding transcription factor activity.
AUGAGUCCUCAAGGAAUCACCCGCAAGAGACCGGCGCCUGGCACAUCCCCCAUCGUCCAUCCGCAACUGGGGCCGCUCUCGAACUACCCUCAGAAUCCGGGCAAUCAGUUGUCCAACGACCAGUUUCUGCAAUGGGGCCAGAAUUCUUCCUCCAACGUGUCCAGCCCCUCCUUCGCUGAUACCAACCCUUACAGUGCCGCGGCUUACACCUCCAGCCCGGAUGUCCCUGCUUCCACAGUCACUGCCCCCGGGCAGCUCGCGCGUCGACAGACCCCAACUCAACUGGUGAACCGCGGUCGCGGAUAUGAACAGACCCCGUCGUUUUCCGACCACGGUAGUGGAAAUGGGGAGUCCGGGGGGUGGGGGGAGAGUCUAGAGGACCUCUACAAGCGCGCAAUUGUUGCGAAGAGAGAGGCGCAGGCCAAACGGAAACAGAUCCCUCCAUUUGUACAAAAGCUGAGCAGCUUUCUAGAUGAGUCGAAGAACACCGAGCUGAUCCGAUGGUCCGAUGAUGGAAAUUCCUUCAUCGUCAUGGAUGAAGACGAAUUUGCAAAGACGCUCAUCCCGGAGCUGUUCAAACACAACAACUAUGCUUCUUUUGUACGCCAGCUGAACAUGUACGGCUUUCAUAAGAAGGUCGGACUCUCGGACAACUCGAUGCGUGCCAGCGAGCGCAAGAACAAGAGCCCAAGUGAAUACGCCAAUCCCUACUUCAAACGCGGCCAUCCUGACUUGCUGUGGCUGAUCCAAAAGCCCAAGAACACGGCCGGGCAGGGUAGCAAGUCUGGGAAGGGUAAUGUGCGCGUGAAGACUGAGGAUGUGGAUGACCAGGACAACGAUGAUUACGGCGAUGAUGGCGUGCCAUCGCGAGAUGACCGUGCGCGCAACCGCCAGUUGUCCCUGAUCACAGGAAGCGUGAUGCCCAAGGAUCAACUAGCAGGCGUGUAUCGCGAGUUGCAAGCCAUUCGCCAGCAACAGCAGAUCAUCUCCAACACCAUCAGCAAGCUACGACGAGAACACGAGCAACUCUAUGCGCAGGCCGCCAAUUUCCAGGAGCAGCACACGCGGCAUGAGAACUCCAUCAAUGCGAUCCUCACCUUCUUGGCGACUGUCUACAAUCGCAGCCUACAGGGACAGGAGGGACCGCAAAACCUGGCCAACUCGUUCGCUGGCGCCAUCUCCCAGGACCAAGGAAACGUGGUCGACAUGGAUGACUACACGCUGAGCGCCUUGGGUGCGUCCAACCUGAAUAGCCCUGGGGGACAACGGUCGAUAAAGAAACAGCCGCUGUUACUGAAAGCCCCUCCAGGGCCGGACCGGCAGAGUCGCGCGACGACAUUGUCACCGGCAGCCACUGCGUAUGACCGCUCGCAAUCGCGUGGCCAUGGUAGGCAACCGAGUGUGACGCAGCCGGGCCAUGUGGAGGAAGUGUUCGACACCAGCCCGCGACAGAAGGAAGCGGCGCCGGCGAACCAACAGUAUCCCCAGCGCGACAUCAUGUCGGUGAUUCAGAACACCAAUGCUCGCAACGGGAUGCCCACCACCUUUGCCGACUUCCCCAAUGUACUGUCCUCGCUUGAGACGUCGGGCGGGAAUUCGCCGCUCACGCCCAACCAGCGUGCCGAUAUGCUCCGGCUGAUGGCCAACGAAAGCAACCAUGGCGGUGCCAACACGCCUGUGUCUCAGAACAGCGCCCUGAUGACGCCCACGCCGCCGCCGAUGCCUCACAACUACUCGGGGCGGCUGGCCAACACGCGCGCGGAGAUCGACAACCUGGUGAAGAUGCAAGCCGAGCAAGACCGUUCCGUACAAAAUCUAACCAACCUGCUGCAACCAUUGAGCCCAACGGGCAACAUCCCUGGCAUUAGCGCUGAUGGCAGCGUCCCCCCUCCCCCACUAGACCUUGAUCAGAUCUUCAAUAACGACUAUUUCACGGACAUUGGUGACCUCGAGAAUAAUAAAGCUAGCUUAGAUUUUGGCGACUCGUCCAACUCGGUGCCCGUCACGACCUCGGCCGACCCGACAGUCACGACGGGUGCCGAGGAUGGCGUCAUCAAGGAUGCCAACGAGCUAUUUGACUUUGACCAUAUUCCCGCCGACGGCGAUCUCUUUGGCCAAACCAACACACAACCGUCGAACACGGGCUUCUACGGCGCCUUCGACGGGACUGGCUACGGGGGCAACGCGAUCGGCUCUGGAGUCGGCGCGGAUGCGCCGCUGCCCAUCGGCCACGACUCCAGUCGAAUCGAGGCCCUCCCGGACAGCGAGUCCACCAGCCCGGCCAACACGGUGGACGACGCUCUGCAGUAUGGCGGGGCCGAAGCUAACGAUUCCCAGGGCGGCAAGGGCAACGGCGGCGUGAAGCGGCGCAAGAAGGCGUGA